Messenger RNA from Hipposideros armiger (great roundleaf bat), 548 nucleotides. Its product is annotated as CKLF-like MARVEL transmembrane domain-containing protein 1. The coding region runs from base 96 to 548 and encodes 150 amino acids. Lineage: Eukaryota; Metazoa; Chordata; Mammalia; Chiroptera; Hipposideridae. The transcript has 5 exons. The record is from RefSeq and is a predicted model, not a curated record.
GCAACAGUUGCGGCUGCUGCGCGAGGCCAGGUGAAACAGAGCGCUGAGGAGGGGGACGCUGCAGGGCAAGUGCUGCUGCUGGGUCUACCGGCGUGAUGCCAGCCCUGAUGCUGAUGCAGGAGAAUUGCCCCUUCUGCUUCAGCGUGAAAGGCAACGUGAAGAUGCUGCGGCUGGAUAUUAUCAACUCUCUGGUAACGGCAAUAUUCAUGAUAAUCAUAUCUGUGUUGGCACUGACACCGGAAAACACAUUUAUAGUCUUCGGAGGGGGAGAUCUUGUCAACAGUUUCAUUACAGCUGUAUUCCUUUUAAUAGUUGGCGCCUUGACAAUGCAAGAAAAGGAAGGAAGGCGUUUAUUGUAUGUUGGAGGGUCCCUGUGUCUCGUGGCGGCAAUCGUGUGUCUCAUCGAUGCGACUCUAGUCACCAAGACGAUGAGGAAUAACAUGAAAAGAGUCCUGGGAAUCGAAAACGAAACCAGUACCUCCCCUGCCCAGGUGGAGCCCACCCCGAAACCCGCCCCAGCAGAACCCACGCUGAAACCCGCCCCAUAA